Molecule: messenger RNA, 6270 nt
Organism: Perkinsus marinus ATCC 50983
Lineage: Eukaryota; Perkinsozoa; Perkinsida; Perkinsidae
Exons: 53
Coding region: 1-6270 (2089 amino acids)
Source: RefSeq, a predicted model, not a curated record
AUGUUCAACGUGGAGGCUGCAGUGUACGCUAGCAGCACUGCUGCGAGGAAUAUGGCUAUGAAACACGCAGCGUAUUCGAUACAAGGCCCGACAGAGAAGAGCAUAAGAGAGCUAGAUGACGGCAAGUGCCAAGUAGCAAGAAUGGCAAGUCGCAGUGCUGGCAUCGAAAUUCGUUAUACUGAUGAGAAGUUCCGACUGCCUUUACCGCCACCACCGUUAGCACCCCCGGUGGACCCCACUGAGAGGAUGUGGACGGCUACUAAGGAGAAGGUGGCUGCUAAAGAGACGAUUGAAACGGACCUGAUGCUUGACCGCUAUGGCCCGGGCCUGCCGGCCGACAGAAUGUUUCAUGGUGACUUGAAGCAGCACUUUACAGAUCUGUCAGCGCUUUGUAAGGACGAGCUCAAUCGACUACUCAAGUACACAGUAUACAGUACUGCUCUGAACAACCUGGGUGAUAAUCCAGAGGUAGAGCAAGCUGUUGUGAAGAGUAUCAGGGCUGCCCUUGCUUCGAUGCUGGGGAGACUAGAAGACUACUCCAAGGUUAUCAUUGACAGGGCCUUUGACACUCUUCCACCUGCUGGCACCAACCUGGAAACAGAAGUGUUCAAGUCCAGACUGCUAUCGGUUCAGUUAGACACAUGUGUACGGAGUCACGAAACACUACAGGGCAAGCUGGAAGAUGCACUAUGGCGACUAACGAAUCAGGCCCUUAGCUUUCGGCACCUCCGGAUGUCGUAUCAGCGAGAUAUGCAUCUGAUGCGGUCUAAGCUGAAAGGCCUCGUUAUUGAAGUUGAGGACCAUUUGCGCUUUAGAGAGAGUUCAAGCACCAGUGCUCAAAGACUAUUAAAAAGCACGCGAGAAGUAGAGGAUCUGAUCAGCAAAGUUUCCAAAUCGGAUACUGACGUGAAUAUUUUCGUGGGGGAUAUCUACAUGGAAGAGGAGAUUAGGCAACAGCUACGACAGAAGGAAGAGGAGAUGAAGGCCCUUUUCGGUGUUGAGAGGGGCCGCUUUGAAAUGAAAGUGAAAACACUUCUCUUGGAAAACCGCACAUACCGAACCAGGGCUGAGGAGCUCAGUGACAAGAACGAUAUACUGAAUAUGAAAAUAAAGCAUCUAGAGACGCAAAUCGAGCAGCUGGGGGGAGGCCAGGGCGGAGGCAAUGCUGGUGGUCUCACUAGAGGUGUUAUCUCCCUCCAGGGCAUGCUUGGUGAUUCCAAAGAUAACGGCAAUGCGGCUUCUGUGAACCCCGCGGCAGCUCCAGAAACGUUAGUGGAAAGUAUGAGUACGCAAGAUGAGGAGCUCGUCGCUGUUAGCCGCAGUGAGCUCAAUAACGUCCAAGCAGCUUUCCAGAAGCUCAAACGUCAAUCCAGACUAUAUGCUGAUCUCGUGGCUCAGUCAAAAACGAGGCUCAUGCAGGGAAUCGCCUUAGUAGAGAAAAAUAGCAAAGCCCUCAUUCCAGCGAGCUCGCGUCGAAGCAUCUCGGUAACUGGAGGGAACCGCAAUCGUCGGACAAGCAGCCGGAUGAGCCAGCAUAAACAUGAUCCCAAUUCCAACUUCGCCAUAGUAGAAAGGAUACUCGCCGAAUGCGCAGAUGAGUUCAAGUCACUCCUUGAGGAGAUCGAUAUGGAGGAUGAGGCAUGUGCGACGGCUACUGGUGUGAAGCCGAAGCCUAUGAGCUUCACCAAGGCUGAUGAGCUAAAACAGGAAGUCUCAGUGCUCACUACUGCCAACCAGGUGCUACAACGACGACUGGCAGAACAAGGCAAGACACAAGACGAGGCGGUGACCGGAAGGGAUGAGGCGGCGGCUAGACUCGUCAAAGUGGAGGUAUCGCCAUCGGGGGAGCUACUCCUCCCCGACUAUGCUGAUCAGGCUGAGCUUGAGGCGCGUACAGAGCAACUGAACAUGCUGAAGUAUCAGAUGAAGGAAAAGGAACAGAGUCGAGCUGAAGCCGAGCAGAAAAAGAAAAAGGCCGAGGCUGCUGCUGAGAAGGCUCGAGCGGAGGAAAUACAUGAGCAGGAACGCUCUAGGUAUGCAAUUGACUCGGCGAGGAGGAAGACUAUGCUAGCUGAGCGAGAUAGGAGGAUUAGUUACCAGGAGAACGAGAUUCAGAGGCUUCACGAUAAGAUGGGCUCUCAAGAGCAACGGUUAGGUGAGUUGAAGAGCGAACGGAAAGAGCUGGCAAACUCACUGAAACACACCCGGACGCAGCUUCGACAAGCCCAUGAGCAAGCCAAGCCUAAGAUGAAAGUGAUGGGCAGAGAGAAAGCAUUGAUGAGAGCUCAUACGAGUGCUGUUGAUGAACCAGCGUCUGGUGUGCGGCACCCGGUCGGCCAGCAGAUAGAGUUAUUGAGGAAUAUGUGUUCCUUGCUGGGCCUGCCUGAAAUCGUGGACGAGUUCCAAUUACAGGACAUCUUUACUUCCGGUCUGAAUGUAUCCGAGGUAGCAGCACGGAUAAGCUCUAGAUUGGAGGAUAAGAUCAAGAGGAGCACCGAGGCCCGCUGGAUGAAGAAGUUCCAAGAACUUGAGGUUCAGAGUGCUACGUCUUACAAUGCCAGGUUGAAGCGAGAGAGAGGUAUCGUAUGGCGAUCACAGAUAAGGACUCAUUCAAUUCAUGGCGCUCGAGAGCUGGAGGAGGUUAUGGACAAGAACCUGGCUGAGUCGAGAUUCAACAGGACACGAACGGGUCGAUUGAGGAAAAUGCCUCGCAACGACGGUCGGAUGAGAAGUAAUCUGCAGACGAUGUCAGAGCCGAGCUCAUCUGAGGGAGAGGAAGAGGAGGAGAAGGAUGUGUUCUUCAACCGUGCUGACUUCGGUAGCAAAUACGGUCGGCUUACGGACUAUGUGCAGGCGAGAGCAAUCACUUGGCAGACAACGAUGAGGGCUCAAGGAGAUGCGCACGAGAGAAUUGAGUCGCGGCAGCAUGCGGUGAAGAGGAUGGACAGUAUGGAAGUGCAGUUCUUAAAGGACCAACAGAAGUCACUCGAGGUGAAGAUGGAGGGCAUGAGGUUUGAUAUCGAACUGAAAGACUACGAGCUGAGGAAGAUCAGAGAGGCUUGGAUUAACGCCAACGACUCUCGUUUGAUUUAUAAGAAUGCUUACGAUUUGGAACUUCGCUCACGAGCCGGUGGGCGGGGACUCCAAGGCACAGAUGAGGAACAAGAGCAGGCAGCGAAAAAGGCAGUGGUGGAAGCCAUGCAGGCCGAUGAGGAGUUCUCUCUUAUAGUCGCUGAGCGUGCUGUUAUGGCGAGGAAGCGUAUGAUAGAGCUGUCGGAUGAGGUGGAGAAAGAGGCCACUCAGCUGGCCAAUAAAAGGCAUUCUAUUAGAAAAAUAGGAAAGGCGCUCAAGACCGAAGAUGAUUACGGCUGGGCCGACUUUGACUUUGCUGCUACCCUUGAAGAGGACCAGGCCGUCAUCGCUGGCAUUGACGCUGCUCUUGCUGCUGCUACUGGGAGCGAGAUCGGUGAUGAUGAUGAUAACAAAAGGUGGCACGAGGAGCUCAAGGCUGAGGUGCUUACUGUACUCGAACAAGACCGGGUAGCAAAAUACGGAGAGAAGAUCGGGAGGCUAGCCUUCACAGCAUCCUCCUCCUCGUCCUCGGCCUCCUCAAGUGACUCAUCUUCGGAAGAAGAGGAGGACCCUUACGACCGAGCCAUGGCACAUACGUCUAAACGUGAUGCCCCACUGGUCACAGACGCCGCAGUGAGAAGAGUCACCAAGCUAAUGCGAGGACUCAAGUCUGGACCGAAGCAUGCAUUCUGGGAGGACGCAGGAGCUCGAGAGCAACAGAGGAAGUCUGUUGAUGCGGGAAAGCGUCGUGGGAGCGGUGACCAGCGGCGGGACUCUAAGAUGCUGAUGGAGUUCGAGAGGCUACAGCAAGAGGCCUUAAGAGGGGACGACUCCAGCGAAGGUUCGGAUAGUCUCCGAAGACCGCCACUCAUUACGGCCACGACCUCCAUGCCCUCGAGGGAAAGGUGGGAGACGGCUGAGCAAUUCAAGGAGCCCAGGAUUGAACAAGAAUGGCCACGACCAGUCCAGAUGGGAACCGGAGCGGCGAUAUCAGUAGAGUCCAAAGGCACAGAGGAGUGGGAGGAGAGGAUGGAGAAGAUGGUUCGCCAAAUAAACGAGCCUGACGAUGAAAUAGAGCCACGAACAGAAGGCAAGGGGGAGUCGUUGAAGAAGGGACGAGGGAGGAGGCAGCCGGCAUCUGGACAUGCCUCACAUGGCCAAUCGUCUCUCCCUGUUACAUCGAGAAAGACCUCUUUCCAAAAGAUCCUACCUGACGAGGAUCUAGAAGGCCAAGGUCAACAGCGGAGGUUACCGGAAUCAAAGGGGAGGAGGCCCGUACCAGCAUUGACUCACGUACGAAGAAAUGUGAAGAUAGCAGGAACAGGCUCAAGUGGUGAAGAGGAAGAGGACCGCACUCAAUCGUCUCUGCGGCCACAACCACCUCCAGUGAGGGGAUCAGGAGGUACAGGGCCUGGUCAGUCGAUCUCAGCAGCAGAUCCAGCCGAGAGGAGACCUCUGAGUUCAUCUUCGAAGCAGCAAGGAGUAUCACUGCCGAGUCGUGGAGCUCAGGAGGACCAGGCACGAGCACACGCCGACAGUCGUAGGAUGGAGACGAGGCGUGAAAUUGAAGGGAGUCCAGAGACCCAUAGAAGUGUACCGGCGCCGAACUCCUCUACUCGCCCUAUGCCAGCACCCGAGGAGGCCCCAGCAUCGCAACACAGGGGACAGGAAGGGGCCCGAGCUGAGGAGGCUGGUGAGGAUGCCGGGGGUAGAUCGAGGAGUAGAGGGAAUUGGCGAACAAGGAGGUUCGUCCAAGCUGCCGAGAGUGAAUCAGCUGUGGGCGAGGUUACUGAUAGGCCAGCUCCUGAUCGUGAUGAGAAGCGAAUGGUCAGUCGCCCACAAGGAAGCAUGCCGGAUGCUGUUGAUGCCGAUGUGGGAAUCCCGGCUGGAGACAGUCGUAGUCCUCAGACACAAGAGGGAGGAGCUCGCUCUGAUGGCAAGGCCCCGAAGGGACCACAUAUGGAGAAGUUGGAGGUGGGUAGAAGACAGAGGAAUACAGCAUAUAUGGAGAGCUUGCUAUUGCCAUCGAGAAUGCCUGGGGCACAGCCCAGUGAAUCCGGAGACGAUCCAUCGUACAUUAGUCAGUCCACGACCGCACAACAGGGGCAACAACACGAGUUGGCCUCCUAUGUUCGUACGGGUUCUGGACGGGUGGGCACUUCUGGUGCGGAUGAGCUUGCCAAUCAGGAUGAGCACCAGCAACAAGGGGGCUGGGCUGAUCAAAUGCGCGCUGAUGCUAUUGCCAGGACUAAGAAAGCUACCACGAUUUUAGCUCAACAGCAGUCGACUACACUGAGCGCUGCUCAUGACCCUGCUGCAAUCGAUGUCCCCACUAUGAAGGCAAGAUUCCAAUCGAUGAGCAGCAGGGCCUCUGUUAAUCCAGCAGGGAAGGAGAAAAGGAAAAGCGACCAUAAACGCCGUUCACAAACCCAAUCCGUCGAACAGAUCGAUGCAGCGAGCCAAACUGAGGUUCCUUAUAUGGCUAUGACCGGGGCCCCUGAUACGGCGAUGACCUUAGCUGCUGAUACAAUCAUGGCCGGGGCUCCUCAUACGACCAUGGCUGGGGCUCCUCAUACGAUCAUGAUCGGGGCUCCUCAUACGACCAUGGUCGGGGCUCCUCAUACGGCCAUGAUCGGGGCUCCUCAUACGACCAUGGCCGGGGCCCCUUACAGGACCGUGGAUGAGGACGCUUCCACGAGCAUGCCGAUCACCACAAUGGAAGCUGCUACGGUCAUGGCUCCGGCUCCCCAUGCGACCGUGGUUACCACGACGGAAGCUGCUGCGGCUACGGCCCAAGCGGGCCAUGAAGGAGCGCAUCAUUUGCCAGGCGAACAUAGCGAGGCAUCAGAGGAUUCUCAUACUGCAGGUCGUGAAGAUAAACACACACAAAUCCGGCACGAAUCGACCUCUCGGGAGGCGCAGACCGUUGGCAGUUUCCGCUCUACUCAAUGCCUCGCUUCACUCCAAGUUGAUGUUGCUCAGUUGCAGGCCAAGGCGGCUGCUGCUGCCGCGGUGAUGGCGGGCCGGACCGAAUCGGACUCUGGCAGCUCUACAGGCACAGCUGAUGGAGGAGAUAUGGGAGACUUCGCGGAAGAGCUCAUCAAUUGGUUGAAGUUCAACCUUCUACAAUAUCAACAUGCCCAACUUAUUCACAUGAAUGUCAGCAUAAUGUUGCUGCUCGCCUUUCAUCCUGUUUGA